Pistacia vera is the source of this 1530-nucleotide messenger RNA. Its product is annotated as probable serine/threonine-protein kinase DDB_G0292354. The transcript is spliced from 8 exons. Lineage: Eukaryota; Viridiplantae; Streptophyta; Magnoliopsida; Sapindales; Anacardiaceae. The coding region runs from base 538 to 1464 and encodes 308 amino acids. The record is from RefSeq and is a predicted model, not a curated record.
GAGAGGGUAUUUCGUUUAUCUUAAGAAGAAGAAGAAGAAGAAGUUCUCUGUAGUUCUGUUCUGUUUGUCCUCUAUUAUUUCUCUGUUAAUUUUCGUUCACUUUCUUUCUCUGAAACCAAACAGAGGAUUUUGGGUGGGAAUUGACAAGAAUUUGAUAAAGUUCUCGCCAAAUUUUUUGUAAAGGAAUGUUAAGAAUCUGAAUCUGGUAGGGAUAGAGAGAGUUGUUUUAGAGAUACAUUCAAAGAGAUUUAAAGGGGUUGUUCAGAAGGAAUUUGUACUAGAUUUGUUUGAUUUACAGUCGCUGAUUGUGAAGAUAGGUCUUUGUUUCAUUGAAAUUUACUCAUUGAAGGUGACGUAGUUGGAGUUUCGGAGAUACAUUUUCAAAGAGAUUGGAGCAGUUAUAUAAAGUGAAGAUCAGAGGAGUUGAAGAUUUAACGCCCUUGAAAUGUCAUUAUUUUGUUGAAAUUUUGAUAUAAAGAAAGCAAUAUACUGGUUAAUUAACGGCGGUGCGGUGAUAUUGGAGGUCUACAGAAGGAGAUGGAAAAGAGUCCUUUGAGAAGCAGUAAUAACGGUACCAGUAGCGGUAUUACCAGUAACGGCAGAGAUAGAAGCGGAGGGGACGGUGGGUUAUUAAGAGCGAGCUCAGAGAUUAACACAAGGCAAGCGACAUCGACUGAUUUUGUCUUGCAAUGGGGUAACCGGAAGAGGCUCCGGUGCAUGAAAGUACAGGUCAAGGACGACUCGGCAGCCCCGGCCCAUCGGACAACGGUUCGGGUCGUCAGAACUGACAAGGACACUUCCAUUCAGCCGAGCACUGCUACUGCUAAUAAUAUUAAUGGUAGUAAUAACCACGGUAAUGGUUACUUUAAUCUCCGUCAACGGCCCUCUUCGCCUCCACCUCCGCCUCCUCAGCGCAUUCUCAGGUUGGUCCAAGUGUAUAAUGGUUUUCAGAAGGAGAGCUCAUGGAACACUGAGAAUUCAAGUGCCAUGAGAGGGCAAAGCAACGGUGGUGGUGUGAGAGGUUUUGCGUCUCCAGAUAGGGGAGCGCACGAUAAGAGAGGUACCCGAAACAAUAACCAUCACACCAGCAACAACAACAACAAUAAUCAUAAUCAUGAUUACAACAAGUCAGGGGCAUCAUCGGAAACAGCCCACGACAGCAAAAAAGGAGGGUCUUCUUCUGCCAGCGGCGAGGCGGCACCAUCUGUUUGGCCACCGAAAUUCGUGAUUGCUUUGACCAACAAAGAAAAAGAAGAGGAUUUCAUGGCCAUUAAAGGCUCUAAGCUCCCACAAAGACCCAAAAAGAGAGCAAAAUUUAUUCAACGCACUCUCAAUUUGGUAAGCCCAGGUGCAUGGUUAUGUGAUCUAACCCUUGAACGGUAUGAAGUGAGGGAGAAGAAGAUUUCUAAAAAGAGACCUAGAGGUUUAAAGGCAAUGGGUAACAUGGACUCAGAUUCAGAAUAAGAGGAAUCCCGGUGUAGGCUGUAUUUGUUAGGAGAAAGAUAAUGAAGAGGAUGAUCAAAGGCGUUG